Molecule: messenger RNA, 976 nt
Organism: Merops nubicus (carmine bee-eater)
Lineage: Eukaryota; Metazoa; Chordata; Aves; Coraciiformes; Meropidae
Gene: SNAP47
Product: synaptosomal-associated protein, 47kDa
Exons: 2
Biological process (GO): synaptic vesicle fusion to presynaptic active zone membrane; exocytosis; synaptic vesicle priming
Cellular component (GO): SNARE complex; plasma membrane
Molecular function (GO): syntaxin binding; SNAP receptor activity
Source: RefSeq, a predicted model, not a curated record
AUGAAUGAGGAGAUCCGUAUCCAUAGCUGGCCUUGCUCCUACUACUUGGACACCAACAAGCAAUGGGUCUCUGGCAGACUCUCCCUGACCCCCAUUGCCAUCAAAUUUACAGCUGACAAGACUGGGGAGGUUUUGGUCAACUUCCAUCUUUCAAGCAUCAGUGAGAUCAAGAAGGAAUCAUCGAAUUUAAUCUUCAGCUCCCUCACCAUCUUAGAGAAGAACACCAAGCACUGGUUCAGCUCUCUGCAACCCAACAGAAAUGUGGUCUUCAACAUCUUGGAGCACUUCUGGAGGGAGCAGCUGUUGUCCAGCCAAGGUGCAGGGGCUGGAGCAGCAGCAGCUUCCACGAAGGGCAGGGAACUGACUGGGCUGUUGAGUGGCUCUCAGAAGCGGCUGGAGGACACGGCGAAGGUCCUGCACCACCAGGGAGAGCAGUUUGACAACAUCAUGAAGGGGCUCAACAAGAUUGAAGGGGACAUGGAUGUGGCAGACAGGCUGUUGACUGAGCUGGAGUCUCCUCCUUGGUGGCCGUUCAGCACCAAGCUCUGGAGGAGCCCCUCAGAAGCCAAGGCCAAGGAAACCGCCUCCGCCGAGCCCAAGCCCCAGGAAGGGAUCCUGAUGAGGAUUCCAGUCAUCAUCACCCACAGGACAGACUCCAACGUCAAGCCAGGACAACUCACUCUCUUCCCUUCUGGCCUGGAGAUCAGUGACUGCAAUGCUCAGGUCCUUCACCGUUUUGAGGCCAGGGAUGUGGAUGACAUCAGGGUCCACACCCCCUACGAGGUCAGCGUCCGGCAGAGGUUCAUUGGGAAGCCAGACACCUCCUACAGGCUCCUGUCAGCCAAGAUGCCAGAAGCCAUCCCCCUCCUGGAGAUGCAGUUUAGCAAGAAGAUCCAGUUUUUAGAAGAUGCCCUGGGAUUCGUCGGGGCCAGGAGGUCUCCUCAGGUAGAUCUGGGGACCUCCAUUUGGCAAGCAG